Rhincodon typus (whale shark) is the source of this 1500-nucleotide messenger RNA. Its product is annotated as bactericidal permeability-increasing protein-like. Gene Ontology annotation, molecular function: lipid binding. The coding region runs from base 7 to 1500 and encodes 497 amino acids. The record is from RefSeq and is a predicted model, not a curated record. Lineage: Eukaryota; Metazoa; Chordata; Chondrichthyes; Orectolobiformes; Rhincodontidae. The transcript is spliced from 14 exons.
UCAGCGAUGAUUACUGCCUUUAAUCUACAGCCCUUCACCUAUGUUUCUCAAUUUAAAAUAACAAGAAGCGGGCCUGGCUCAGUCAGGACCUCAAACUGGAAGACAUCGCAAGAAGACUGGAGUAACGCAGAAGUUGAGCCAAAGAAGGAGAAAUUAGGGACGUUUGUUCAAAGAGAAGAAAAUCCUUGUCAUUCUCGCAGUGUAGGACGGAUUGAGAGGAUCGGGAAAAUGCUGUGGCUUGUGCCUGUCAGCCUUCUACUUUUCUCUUCACACACCCUCUGCACAAACCCAGGAUUGAAAGUGAGAGUAACUCAGAAAGCCUUAGAUUAUGGUCGACAGGUCGGGAUUCAGGUGUUACAGCAGAAACUCAAGGAGAUUCAGUUUCCAGAUGUCAAAGGAAAAGCCCGUGUGUCUGUGUUUGGCCGCGUCAAGUAUAAAAUCACAGGAAUGCGGAUUGACAAUUUUGGCCUGCCUCAGUCUGCAAUUGGAUUCUCUGCUGGGACUGGCAUUAAACUUUCCAUUAGUAAUGCCUAUGUUCGUGUCAGUGGAAAAUGGAAAGUGAGGUAUCAUUUUAUAUCAAGCAGUGGUUCCUUUGACGUCUCGGUGAGCGGCUUGUCAAUAUCUGAGGCAAUAGGAAUGACUCGGGAUGAGACAGGCCGCCCAGCAGUGCACAGUGCUGGCUGUUCAGCUUCUAUUGGCAAAUUAAGCAUCAAAUUUCACGGAAGAGCAAAACGGGUGUACAAUCUAAUCGCUCGUUUCCUGAAGGGCCGCUUUCGUUCUUCUCUUAUCCGACAGAUUUGUUCAAAAGUCUCCAGUGCAGUCAAUGGGCUGGAGGAGCAUCUGAGAAACAUGAAGGUCGUCCAGCACGUUGACAAAUAUGCGGUGAUUGAAUAUUCCCUGGUUAAUCCAAUUGCAAUCACUAACGCAUUCAUGGACCUGGAUUUGAAGGGUGAAUUUUACAGUGUGGUAAAGCGUGAAGAACCUCCCUUCAAACCCCGACCAAUUCUUCUCUCUGACCAAACUGAUCACAUGAUGUAUUUGGGACUGUCAGACUUCUUUGUUAAUUCAGCAGGAUUUGCCUAUUAUAGAGCUGGUGCCUUGAUCAUGAAGAUCACUGAUGAUAUGAUUCCCAAACAUUCUCCUAUCAGAUUAAACACAUCAACGUUUGGUGCUGUUUUACCUCAGGUGGAGAAACUCUACCCCAACAUGCUGAUAUUAAUGAGUUUCCAUGCCAACAAACAGCCUGUUUUAAAGCUUGCACCAAACAACAUUACCAUUCAGGCAUCUGGUGAUAUAAAUACGUUUGCAAUCCUCCCUAAUUCAUCUCUCGCACCACUGUUUGUCCUGGGCAUUUCUGCCAGUGUGUCCGCUCAGGUGACUGUCUCUGACAUGAAAUUGAUUGGAUCCUUGAAACUCAACAGACUCAAUGACCAGAAAGCAGCAGAAAGAGAGAAAGAGACUGACAGACAGCAAGUGAGAGAGCACAAAGGGAGUAUGUGA